CAGAUUAUAAUAAUUCUACUGUGGUCAAAAGCGUUGUUUAAACAUGCUCAGCUGUCUGUGGAGGUUUGUUUGUUUGCAUCUUGAUGUUCAUGUUGAUGUUGUCUUGGCAUUUCGAAGUUGUUCACCAGUCUCUUGUCACUUUGUCGAGAUAUCGGAUAUGGUGAACGUGCUUGGUUUCUUUCUGUUCACAUCCACACUCGCAUGCAUGUCUUGCAUCUCCUUCAACAUGACCCGAACAUGGCGUGCACAUGGCACAAAGGCUGAGAUGCAGCUGAUGAUGGGGCGUGCCAAAAAUAACUUGUUUUAGGGUUUUUCUUUCGAAACCUCGAUCGGACAAGAAAAGGACAGGGACAGUCGGGGCAAUUCCUUUUAUCAUUUAAUCUGCUGUUCGGCUGUUGAUACGCGCGUCUUCAAGGCUUUGAUUCCAGAGGAACAGAG
Neurospora tetraspora is the source of this 438-nucleotide messenger RNA. RefSeq lists its product as uncharacterized. NCBI's taxonomy places the organism in Eukaryota, Fungi, Ascomycota, Sordariomycetes, Sordariales, Sordariaceae. The transcript has a single exon. Bases 44 to 307 code for a protein of 87 amino acids. The record is from RefSeq and is a predicted model, not a curated record.